Molecule: messenger RNA, 1944 nt
Organism: Exophiala viscosa
Lineage: Eukaryota; Fungi; Ascomycota; Eurotiomycetes; Chaetothyriales; Herpotrichiellaceae
Product: MFS multidrug transporter
Exons: 7
Coding region: 1-1665 (554 amino acids)
Biological process (GO): transmembrane transport
Cellular component (GO): plasma membrane
Molecular function (GO): transmembrane transporter activity
Source: RefSeq, a predicted model, not a curated record
AUGUCCACAGCACAACAACAAUCGGUGGAGGCCACGGCUCCCGAUCCUGCUGCUUCCUUGGAUGUACAUCUUGAAAAGCAUACGGAACACUUACAUGGCUUGAAGUUGGUUGCAGUUAUCGCCUCUCUAAGCUUUGUGGCAUUUUUAUUGCUACUAGAUGUCUCCGUCGUGAGCACCGCCACUCCCAGAAUCACAUCGGACUUCCAUGCGCUGGAUGAUGUUGGAUGGUACGGUGCUGCCUACCUUCUAGGAACGUGUACACUCCAACCUCUCACAGGAAAGAUCUAUGGGCAAUUCGACAUGAAAUGGACCUUUCUCAUCUUCGUCGCGAUUUUCGAGUUGGGGUCUGUGAUCUGUGGUGCUGCCACAUCAUCGGACAUGCUCAUCAUUGGCAGAGCCAUUGCGGGAUUGGGCGGCUCAGGUAUACUUAACGGAGGAUAUAGCCUGAUACACGCAAGUGCACCAUUACCAAAACAACCAUUUUAUCUUGGUAUCAUCAUGGGUGUGGCCCAACUUGGAAUCCUUUCUGGACCACUAGUUGGCGGUGCCUUUACGGAGUAUGUCUCCUGGCGAUGGUGCUUCUAUAUCAACCUUCCAUGCGGUGCUGUGGCAGCCGUGGUAUUUUUUGUUACUUCGAUUCCAAACAUACAUCCUAAAGGAAACUCUACAUUCCUCGAAAAACUACGAAAGCUGGACCUUACCGGCUUCGUUCUAUUCGCUCCAUCAGCAAUCAUGUUCAUCCUCGCCCUUGAAUGGGGUGGGAAUCAAUAUGCGUGGAGCAGCGCCACCAUCAUUGGCCUCUUCUGCGGCGCCUUUGGCAUGAUAGUCAUCUUCGUGGCAUGGGAACACCGGAUGGGAAAAGAAGCCAUGAUCCCACUCUCAAUCCUCAAAAGACGUGUUAUCUGGAGCACAACUAUCCAUUUCGGCUUCUUCGUGGGGUCAAUGUUGACCGCAACAUACUACCUUCCAUUGUACUUUCAGACCGUCAAGGGUGCCUCGCCCCUUAUGAGCGGAGUGGAUCUCUUACCGUCGAUUAUCAGCCAAGUCAUCUUUACUAUUAUAGCCGGUGCCCUCAUGCCACGAAUCGGAUACUAUCUUCCAGUCGCAGUACUGGCGACCAUGCUUGCUACUAUCGGGAUGGGGCUUACCACAACGUUUACUCCAACGACGGGGAUUGGAGCCUGGAUUGGAUACCAGAUCAUCAUGGGCGCUGGCCGAGGUUUGGGUUUCCAGAUCCCCAUCAUCGCGGUUCAGAACAACUCUCCAAAAGAAGAAGUGUCUAUCGUCAAUGCGCUUGUCGUUUUCGCCCAGAAUCUCGGCCCGGCGAUUUUCUUGUCUCUGGACGAAAUCAUCUUCACCAAUGGGUUGGAACAUUACCUACCGAUAUAUGCUCCGGGGAUCAGCCCUGAAUUUGUUGUCACUGCAGGUGCCACAGGUAUUCGCGAAGCCGUAUCGGCAGCAGCGUUGCCGGGGGUGCUGGAAGCAUAUACCAAGUCAAUUGAUCAUGUCUUGUAUCUUGGAACUGGAGCAGCGGGUGCUGCAUUUAUCUUUGCUUUUGGAAUGGGGUGGGUGGAUAUCAGGAAGAAUAGAGCAGAGCGGGAAAGGGUGGUGGGGCUGAAUGAUGAGAAGGAACAGACUUCUCUUUCUGACCCGGAGAUGGCCUGAGAGAUUGACGGUUUCAUGCCGGACGCCAUCAAUUGUCGUGUAUCAAAUCGCCCAGUCCACAGUUUCAAGGACUAGUGAUUGCGGCACCAAGUGCUGCACCACCCUGACGAGGCCGUCUCAACCAUUGUUAUUGUUGGACGAACUGCCGAUGUCUCACAUACACUCCGAGACGGCGACGGCAACGACAACGUCAAUAAUAAGGACUGCCAAAGCCAUGCACCCGACGCUUAAAAGUAUGAAGACUUGUACUCUACUCAAUGAAUAUAUUUACGCACUCUG